AUUGCAUUGCUCGGAAUCCGUACAUUUUGUAGAUGUUCUCUUCUCUCCUGCCUGUUGUUCAUCCGGUGACUAGUAAUUCAUAAGAAAUAAGUCACCAGUGAACUUUAAAAUAAAUAAUAAUUUUUCGGAUAACGCUAGCUCACAAGAUGGCCGACUGUUAUUCGUAAGAUAAUGUCUGGUGCGUCUGGUUCAGGGAGUGGAGCGGGACGCGGCCGGGGCUCCAGCACUGUAGCGGACAACAAAGAAAAGGAAAAUAAACCCAACCCUAAAAUGUCGAAAGCUCUGGGUACAUCGGCGAAGAGAAUCCAGAAGGAACUAGCAGAGAUCACACUAGACCCCCCUCCGAACUGCAGUGCGGGCCCUAAAGGAGACAACUUGUAUGAAUGGGUGUCAACUAUUCUCGGGCCUCCUGGAUCAGUAUAUGAAGGGGGUGUCUUCUUCCUUGACAUACAUUUCUCACCAGAAUACCCUUUCAAACCUCCUAAGGUGACAUUCCGGACUAGGAUAUACCACUGUAACAUCAACAGCCAGGGGGUGAUAUGCCUGGACAUACUCAAGGAUAACUGGUCCCCUGCACUCACCAUUUCUAAAGUCUUACUAUCUAUUUGUUCCUUGCUCACUGACUGCAAUCCAGCGGACCCGUUGGUGGGCAGCAUCGCGACGCAGUAUCUGCAGAACCGCGAGGAGCACGACCGCAUCGCGCGCCUCUGGACCAAGCGUUACGCGACAUGAUCACCCGGCCAGGCCCACUCAUACUCAGCCCAUACCAUUCUGUUCUCAAAAUCAACCCUCCACGUUAAUAUAAGCUUAAAAUGUUUAACAGUAACCCGUUUAGCAUAUUUUGCAUAAUUAUCUGCGUCCCGGACGCGACUCCCGACUGUGACUGUGCGCGAUGUGCGUGUUUCUUGUAAUGGCUUAUUAAUUUUUUUGCAAUUAAUGUGAUGUAUAAACAAGCUUAAACUUGUCCAAAACUUUAAUGUAGGCCUUAUUUACUCAAUGAUAUAUUUUUUUCUGUUAAUCGUUUCUUAUUGUAUGGAUACAGAAUAAUUUUCUUAAUAAAUUUGUAAUUUUAGGUUUUACCAGUGAAUUUGAGUCAAUUUUCCGCGAUGAUGCGAUGAUCUCAUACACUUUGUACUGUUACUGCUUAUGUGCAGUCGGAGUAUCUCUGGCCGACUUCUAUGUUAUAAAUUAAUAAUAAAUCGUAGAUUAUCUCUAACGAUUUUUGAUUUCAGGGUAUGGAUUACAUUGAUUUUGUGUGAUAUAAAAAUGAUGAAACACGCCUGGCGUGGCUUAAAACUGAAUCAUACCAGAUGCCUAUGAAGCAUGGUUCAGAUUUUAUGCAUAAACAUGCUUGAGCCCAUAGCGGUUGUAGUGUAUGGAAUUACACACUAAUUGUGACGUUCCACGGCAAAAGGUACCUUAUGGCGGCUGGCGCUUAGGUCACAUAGCGCCGCAAUAAUAUUGGAGCGGCGUUAAUAAUAGCGUAAGCGCCAACCGCAAUAAGGUACCUUUACCGUCGGACGUGACAUAUACCAUCUCUUAUAAUUCCAUACAUUACUACGGGCUUUCUAUUUAGAAAGCCUGAACAUGCUGCUUAUUCGUCUGGUGUGGUUCGGCCUUUAUUUAAGAGUCAAAUCCACCCUCCAGCUCACUAUUAUUUCUUUGCAUUUACAUAUAUUACGCCGUACUGUGCGAUAAGUGAUAGUGUGCUAGAGGGCAGACCUAAAAGAAGGAUGAAAUAUGGACUCCACUUUAAAUCACCCUCAUAAUUGUGUUGACUUUUGAUACAAGGUACAAAUAAUUGAUUUAUUGUUGAAAUCUCCAGUUACCGAUGACCGAAGAAUCAUUUUAUACGUACAUCCCCUCUGCCAUAUGUAACGCGCAAUUUUUAAGGCCUGUGCCGAUGUCAAGUUUGAGUGUAUGCUGGGAUGACUUUAUUCAUAACAUGAAUAGAAUGGUUAAUUAACUACUCGAUGUUUCCUAAAAGAUGUGAUGGUCAUAUUUUGAAGUUGUUGUAUUGCCUUAAUUUGAGUGAAAUUUUUGAGUCUUUAGAUAAGUUUUUACUUGGUCCUAUUGUUUUGAAAUAGAUAGUAAAUUUAAUUGAAUCAAUCCUAGGUUGCGUGUUUUAAACUAAUUUUCAUUAUUUGCGUGCAAUGGUUGAUAACAUAGUCACUCGUUUUUGAAAUAAAGUAAUCAUAAUAAAUGUGAAAUGACUGAUGGUCCAGCAAUAUUUCCAAAUUACGGUUUUAACUAUUUAAGUAUCUCAUAGUUGUUUUGCAGGAUUGCUGUAUCGAAUCGAGCAGUGGUUGGACAAUAUAGAUUCAUUAGUUCACAAAAUAAAACAUAUCAAGCUUUGAUCCAAUAGUGGGUGAUUUGAUUACUAUUCUCGCGGGUUCCCGUCGGGAUAAGGUAAGGCUUCCGAUAAGCGCACUCAGAUGUGCCAAAUCAUGAAAUCAGUCCAAACGCAUGACCACUUAUCUGUUGUCAUUACUCCGUGUAUUUUUUCUAACAUAUUCCGUUUAGCAUGUAAACAAUUAUUAGAAAUAAGUUAUUCUACUAUUUAGGUAAUGUGUAAUGUAUGUCUUAACCAUAGUUCUAAUUAAAAUUAGCUGUGUAAUGAUUUUAGUGGGAGUAUGUCGCGCGUAUAUGAAUGUAUUGACGAUCCCGUAUGGAAUGAAAGACAUUCGUUAUUUUUGAUGAAAUCGGUGAUAACAUGGUGUAACUGGUGCUGUGAGGUUCACAUGCUUGCGACAUACAAUAGAUAAUCGAAUACUGGGAUGGUAUUCAAGACUGGAUAUUUUUGUCAAUGUGAUUUUUAAUUAUUUUGUACUAUGACUAUGUUGCUUGCAAUCGACAGCCUGUAUUUAACGCGACUGAGGUUCCUCUGAAUCGAUGGACUUCGGACCCUUGUAACCAUCCUCUGUUACAAUUUGUAUCAUGGUAUAAAAUAGAAAAAAAUAAAAUUGUGUGUAACUAGAACACC
Molecule: messenger RNA, 2983 nt
Organism: Cydia fagiglandana
Lineage: Eukaryota; Metazoa; Arthropoda; Insecta; Lepidoptera; Tortricidae
Product: ubiquitin-conjugating enzyme E2-24 kDa
Exons: 4
Coding region: 172-732 (186 amino acids)
Biological process (GO): protein polyubiquitination
Cellular component (GO): nucleus
Molecular function (GO): ubiquitin conjugating enzyme activity
Source: RefSeq, a predicted model, not a curated record